Molecule: messenger RNA, 1755 nt
Organism: Fusarium oxysporum Fo47
Lineage: Eukaryota; Fungi; Ascomycota; Sordariomycetes; Hypocreales; Nectriaceae
Product: glycosyl hydrolase
Exons: 1
Coding region: 1-1725 (574 amino acids)
Biological process (GO): carbohydrate metabolic process
Molecular function (GO): hydrolase activity, hydrolyzing O-glycosyl compounds
Source: RefSeq, a predicted model, not a curated record
AUGCGCUUCUCUUGGUUAUGGUGCCCACUUCUUGCGCUGGGAAGUGCUCUUCCUGAAAAGAAGACGGAUGUUUCGACUUACACCAACCCGGUGCUUCCAGGAUGGCACUCAGACCCAUCAUGCAUCCAGAGAGAUGGCCUCUUUCUCUGUGUUACUUCAACUUUCAUCUCGUUCCCAGGUCUUCCCGUUUAUGCUUCAAGAGACCUAGUCAACUGGCGUCUUAUCAGCCAUGUUUGGAACCGUGAGAAACAGCUCCCAGGCAUCAGCUGGAAGACUGUUGGACAGCAGCAGGGGAUGUACGCACCAACCAUUCGAUACCAUAAGGGAACAUACUACGUCAUUUGCGAGUACCUAGGCGUUGGAGAUAUCAUUGGUGUCAUCUUCAAGACCACUAACCCCUGGGACGAAAGUAGCUGGAGUGACCCUGUUACCUUCAAGCCAACUCACAUUGACCCCGAUCUAUUCUGGGACGACGAUGGAAAGGUUUAUUGUGCUACCCAUGGCAUCACUCUGCAGGAGCUUGAUCUGGAAACAGGAAAGCUUAGCCCCGAGCUCAACAUUUGGAACGGCACAGGCGGCGUAUGGCCCGAGGGACCCCAUAUCUACAAGCGCGACGGUUACUACUAUCUCAUGAUCGCCGAGGGUGGAACUGCUGAAGACCAUGCUAUCACCAUCGCUCGAGCCCGCAAGAUCACCGGUCCAUAUGAAGCAUACAAGAACAACCCGAUCUUGACCAACCGCGGAACAUCUGAGUACUUCCAGACCGUCGGUCACGGUGACCUGUUCCAAGAUACCAAGGGCAACUGGUGGGGUCUUUGUCUGGCUACUCGCAUCACAGCGUCUGGAGUUUCACCCAUGGGCCGUGAAGCCGUUCUCUUCAAUGGCACAUGGAACAAGGGCGAAUGGCCCAAGUUGCAACCAGUUCGAGGCCGCAUGCCUGGAAACCUUCUCCCAAAGCCGACGCGAAACGUUCCUGGAGAUGGACCCUUCAACGCCGACCCAGAUAACUACAACCUGAAGAAGGCUAAAAAAAUUCCACCUCACUUUGUUCAUCACCGCGUCCCCAGAGAGGGUGCUUUCUCUCUGUCUGCCCAGGGUCUGCAUAUCGUGCCGAGUCGCAAUAACGUUACCGGUAGCCUUCUAGCUGGAGACGAGAUUGAGCUCUCAGGACAGCGGGGCUUGGCCUUCAUUGGUCGUCGACAAACUCACACUCUCUUCAAGUAUAGUGUCGAUAUCGACUUUAAGCCCAAGUCAGAUGACCAGGAGGCUGGUAUCACCGUUUUCCGAACGCAGCUCGAUCAUAUUGACCUUGGCAUUGUUCGUCUCCCGACCAAGCAAGGUAGCAACAAGAAGUCCAAGCUCGCGUUCAGAUUCCGAGCCACUGGAGCUCAGAAUGUUCCUGCACCAAAGGUAGUACCGGUCCCCGAUGGCUGGGAGAAGGGUGUAAUUACUCUACAUAUUGAGGCAGCAAACGCGACGCACUACAACCUUGGAGCAUCAAGCCGCGGAGGUAAGACUCUCAACAUCGCGACAGCAUCGGCAAGUCUCGUUAGUGGAGGUAUGGGUCAAUUUGUCGGCAGCUUGCUUGGGCCUUAUGCUACCUGCAACGGCAAAGGAUCUGGGGUGGACUGUCCUAAGGGAGGCGAUGUCUAUGUGAGCCAAUGGACCUACAAGCCAGUGGCCCAAGAGAUUGACCAUGGCGUUUUUGUCAAACCAGAAUUGUAGUUUACCAAUACAGCCUGCCCUUUGAGACAA